Messenger RNA from Dioscorea cayenensis subsp. rotundata (Guinea yam), 1283 nucleotides. Its product is annotated as protein indeterminate-domain 7-like. Gene Ontology annotation, molecular function: DNA-binding transcription factor activity. The coding region runs from base 12 to 1109 and encodes 365 amino acids. Lineage: Eukaryota; Viridiplantae; Streptophyta; Magnoliopsida; Dioscoreales; Dioscoreaceae. The transcript is spliced from 2 exons. Gene Ontology annotation, cellular component: nucleus. The record is from RefSeq and is a predicted model, not a curated record.
UGUCCAAUAAUAUGAUCACCACAACAACUGCUGCAUCAAUGGAAGCAAGUGGUGCUGCUUCAUCAACUCAAGUUCUCAAAAGGAAGAGAAAUCUCCCAGGAAACCCAGACCCAGAUGCAGAAGUGAUAGCACUAUCACCAAAAACCCUCAUGGCAACAAACAGGUUUGUGUGUGAGAUAUGCAACAAGGGAUUCCAAAGAGACCAGAACCUGCAACUCCACAGAAGAGGUCACAACCUGCCAUGGAAACUCAAGCAAAGACCAACAAACAAAGAGGUGAAGAAGAAGGUGUACAUAUGCCCAGAAGUCUCUUGCAUCCACCAUGACCCAUCUAGAGCUCUUGGAGAUCUCACUGGGAUUAAGAAACACUACAGCAGGAAACAUGGUGAGAAGAAGUGGAAAUGUGACAAGUGCUCCAAAAAAUAUGCUGUUCAAUCUGAUUGGAAAGCUCACACAAAGAUUUGUGGCACAAGAGAGUAUAGAUGUGAUUGUGGGACUUUGUUCUCAAGAAGAGAUAGUUUCAUAACUCACAGAGCCUUUUGUGAUGCAUUGGCUGAAGAGAGUGCAAGAUCAAUACCAUCUUCUUCUUCUACUGCUGCUUCUGCUUCUGCUACUCAUACUCAUACUAGUACUAGUGCUGCAAAUGCUUGCCAACAAGUUGGUUUUGGUAACCAAGUGGAGUAUUUUCAUGAGUAUUCAUAUGAGAAUAAUAAGCACUUGGGAAAAGCUGCAGGUUCUGGGCAUUUGUCAGCUACUGCAUUGCUGCAAAAAGCUGCAGAAAUGGGGGCAGGCAGUGGGAGGACACAAGAAAGUACUUUGAUGGCUGGUCAUACAUCUUGCAGUGGUUUGUCUGUUGCAGGGUUUGAUGGAUCAUUUGAGGGAGUUUUUGGAGAAAGGAGAAGGCAUCAUGGACUUCUAAUUGGUGGUGGUGGUGGUGGUGGUGGUGGUGGAGGAGGGGAUCAUGAAAGAGGUAGUAUGACUAGAGAUUUCUUGGGACUUAGAGCUCCCAUUUCUCAUAGAGAUAUUUUUAGCUUUGCUGCAGGGUUUGAUCCUUCUUGCAUCAACUCCAACUCUUCUACUUCUUCUUCUUAUCAUGAACAACCACAGUGAUUACAAUUACUCUUAUUAUUGUUAUCAAGUAAUUAAUUAUCAAGAGAAAUACUAAAUUGUGUAUGCAUGUUAUGUUAUUGCUUCUAAAGUUUCUUUCUUUUUUUUGGUUGUGUUGUUUUGUUUGUUGUUGUUGUUAGUGUUAAGUGAAUAAAAAGAGAAAGGGCUUGGCAUGCA